ACAUUCCAGCCUCGUGGGCUUUGUCGCACUCCACCGAAGGACGUUUUCAAGAAGCACGACAAGGCGAUCCGAUAGGGAACCUUUCUUCGAGGGCAUGGACCGUGACACUCCUGUCCGGAGCAUAAACCUGAUCGACUUGAACCAAGGCCAGGGACGCAGGCGCCUCUCUGGGUUUCUUUCUUGUGCUUGGGUACGUACUGAUGGGAUUCCGGCUUGGACAAGUUGGUGAUCCGCCUGGUGAGGUUAAGGAAGGUCCUGCUACUCCUCACCAGGACAAAGACUCACCAGGACACUACAAAGGAUUAGACCUCGAGUCUUUCCUCGACAAGACCUCUGAUGCCGGAACCAGCGAGGAAAUGGGAUUGGAGAAGGCAACUUAUAUAGCAGCUUCCACUGGCGCCACUGGAGAUUGAGGUCAAACCGCAAUACUGGCUGCUUCUCUCUCUCGCCAACUCCUCCCUGUCUGUGUGUGUGGGUUUAGUUGUCCAUCACCAUGUGCCUCAUCGGCCUUUUGCUCCCUCUUAAGCCUAAGAAGCAGUCCCGAAAGCACAGGUCCAGGGGUUCCAGCCAUAGACAUUCUCAUUCUGAGCGCCACCACCGAGAUAGAUCUCGCCGACAAGAAAAGGAGGAGCCGAGGCAUUCGGCUGCGGUGGCCGAAGACGCGCUGGCGCGGUUAUGCUUGUCGCUCGAGCAAAGUCUCAUCGAGGAGCAGCAAAGAUGGCGAGAGCAAGACCGGCUGGACAGGUCGGAAAGGUGCCGCCUAGGGCUCGAGCGAGACCGGACACCAUUCGAAGAGGCACCGCCAUAUAGCGCCAGGGACGCGAUGCGCCAGUCAACCCCAGAACCACAGUACCAAAACGGGGUAGCCGACAGCCCCCGAUGUCGGGAGAGAGACUUAAGUGGCUCGACCCUGUGCUGCCGCAACUGCGUAUGCACCCGCUGCGGUCACGACAACGUAAAAUGCCCGACGGUGCCCGAACUCGAUGACACCGGCCGGAUCAGAGCUUUCACAAACGACGGCGCGGAUUCGCGGAGGCGACGGGACUGAGCGGUCAGUGGUCCACACGCACCUUACAGGCCGGCCCGAUGGGUGUGGCGACAGUGGUGGUCGAGAUUCUACACGGCAGUUUCCCUCUGUUUGACGGAGUUU
This is a messenger RNA of Chaetomium fimeti, 1150 nucleotides long. RefSeq lists its product as uncharacterized. NCBI's taxonomy places the organism in Eukaryota, Fungi, Ascomycota, Sordariomycetes, Sordariales, Chaetomiaceae. The record is from RefSeq and is a predicted model, not a curated record. The transcript has a single exon. The coding region runs from base 494 to 1048 and encodes 184 amino acids.